AUGUCCAUUGCCACGAAGCUACGCAGAGUCAGAAAACCACCACCAGAGGGAUGGGAUUUGAUCGAGCCAACAUUGGAGCAGUUUGAGGCCAAAAUGCGCGAAGCCGAAACAGAACCACACGAAGGGAAGCGAAAGACUGAAAUCAACUGGCCCAUUUUUCGAAUCCAUCACCAACGGUCAAGAUACAUCUAUGACAUGUACUACAAAAAAGCAGAAAUUUCCCGCGACCUCUAUGAGUUCUGUCUUACAGCCAAGUUUGCCGAUGCAGCGCUAAUCGCAAAGUGGAAAAAGCAAGGAUAUGAAAACCUGUGUUGUGUGAAAUGUGUUCAGACUCGUGACAGCAACUUUGGUACUGCAUGUAUAUGCAGAGUACCGAAAAGCAAGCUUGAUGCAGAACGCGUUAUCGAAUGUGUUCAUUGCGGUUGCCAUGGGUGUUCCGGUUGA
This is a messenger RNA of Caenorhabditis briggsae, 444 nucleotides long. The record is from RefSeq and is a predicted model, not a curated record. Gene Ontology annotation, cellular component: spliceosomal complex; nucleus. The transcript has 3 exons. Gene Ontology annotation, biological process: mRNA splicing, via spliceosome. NCBI's taxonomy places the organism in Eukaryota, Metazoa, Nematoda, Chromadorea, Rhabditida, Rhabditidae. Bases 1 to 444 code for a protein of 147 amino acids.